CCCCAAGUCCAGAAUCGCACCUUCCAGUUUCACUCCAGUGAAGACCACUUCACACAGACGUACCUGCGAAUUUGUGUUUCUUCAUUUUUCUUGCAAAUCAGGCCAAACACCGCGAAUUGAUCACACAACCGCGUCAGCGAUUAACAUUGGCUAACUAAAUAUGGAGGAAGCAGUCGAGGAAACCCAUGCAGGCGCGAUCCGCAGCGACGGCGAAGGCACGAUCCGCGGCAACGGCGACCUCAUUUUGGUGAUCGGUCCGGAACAGGUGCGCCUUAUGGUGUGCUCGCAGGUCCUACGGUGCGCUUCCAAGGUUUUCGACGUCAUGUUUGGCCCACACUGGUCCGAAGGGUGCGAUCUGUCUAGCACAUCGCCCAAAGAGAUCCCGCUGGAGGAAGAUAACGCCUCGGCCAUGCGCACCAUCUGUUGUGUUCUCCACCACCGGAACGACAUGGUGUCAGACGAACCCACGCCAGACGAGAUUCUGAAAAUCGCCAUCGAGGUGGACAAAUAUGACCUGGCCGUUGCGCUCAAGUUCCAGCUCGCCCAGUGGCUGCAGCCACCCAAGACCAACCCCAACCAGCCCCAGCUCGAAAUGACAGAUUUGGGACGCCUGAUGGCAGCAGCAUUCAUUCUCAGGAAGAAAGACGAAUUUGCGUCGUACACUCUCGAUCUCGUCAUGAACUAUACGGGCUCCUACCUGGACCUCCUCGAUGAGGACACAAUGAAUGAGUCAAUCCCAUUCAAGAUAGUCUACCUACUGGAGGAGCGAAGAAAUCAGAUGCGAGCUGAUCUCUGGAAGCUGUUGCUCGACGGCGUGAAGCUGGGUUGCACGCAACCAUCUCGCUGCGCCUGGCGAGGAAGCCCCGUCGACUCGUGCAGAGAAUUGCUAGACAUGUUUGGCCCGUCCAAGCAGUUUAAAAAUUCGAUUUCGAGCAUGGCCGAGAAGAUAGGGGGCAUCCAUAAAGUGGAAUCCUACCAGUGCGGUUACAAGCACCACGCAGAGUUCAAGGGCUAUCGCGAGGAUGUCGAGAUGGCCAAGACAUGGGCCACCAUCUGCACCGACUGUGUGCAAAGCGGCAAUUACCCGACGAAGUGCACUUUCAAGCAUAAGUGAGACAGACUUUGCGACCGCCUUGUGUAUACACGUAUUAAUUAUAUACAAGGCCGCUCUGAAAGGCAGAUGAUGAAUUGAGAGGAAGAACUUGCGCCAAAGGCGGAUAAUCGCGUUCAAGGCUUGAUGUGGAAUGCCAAAGCCCAGCCUCCUUUUCACAAACGCCCCAGGAGGUCUAAAAGCUUUUUACAGGCCAGGUUCAUCCUAAUGCGUCGGAUUUUCCAUUUCUUUCCAUCAUUUUAGGUACCUAAUCAUCACCACUGCCACCCCGUCCCCGUCGUCCUCCCUCAGUGUCGUCUGGAAUUGACCCACUUUUCAUGGAAUUGGACAGGCCCUGGUUGACAUGCCUUUGAGCUUCCUUCAUUCUUUGUUAUU
Lasiosphaeria miniovina is the source of this 1486-nucleotide messenger RNA. RefSeq lists its product as uncharacterized. The transcript has 2 exons. The coding region runs from base 161 to 1114 and encodes 317 amino acids. The record is from RefSeq and is a predicted model, not a curated record. NCBI's taxonomy places the organism in Eukaryota, Fungi, Ascomycota, Sordariomycetes, Sordariales, Lasiosphaeriaceae.